This is a messenger RNA of Mya arenaria, 3022 nucleotides long. RefSeq lists its product as uncharacterized. The record is from RefSeq and is a predicted model, not a curated record. Bases 196 to 2922 code for a protein of 908 amino acids. The transcript has 5 exons. Lineage: Eukaryota; Metazoa; Mollusca; Bivalvia; Myida; Myidae.
UCUUAUGAAAUGUGUGUUUGUAGAAAUGUGUUAGUAGUUAGAAGUGUUGCCACAGCAAAGCCAAUAGUGUUUUUUUUUUAAUUCCUAGCUGUCAAAUCGGUCGUAUUUGCUCCUUGCGCAAGAGGUUAUUUUUAAUUCAUAUCAAAGUGGGUGUAAUUGCUGCACCUUGCACAGGAGGUUAUUUUUAAUAUCAAAAUGCUGUCUUUUCCUGCAAUGUUGUGCCAUGCCGUGAUCUGGAUUAUAGUUUUUGUUUCCACGAAUGGACAAGGGACUCCUAUCUCGUCCCAACGAAUAUCGGCAAUGGGAAACAGAAGGAUGCAACGUUUGAAUGCUACCCAACAAAGUACGGGAACUGGUGUCAGCUCAACAACCACUCCCACGCUCGUUCCGGCAAUCCCACGACUACCACGGCGGUUACUGGAGAGGUGGAACAGACGGCGAUUUCAAGAUACCACAACCAACCCGGACGCCACAACAACAACAAUAGGCAGCCUCAGAGCUGCCCGCCAGCGGCAGGGUGCGGAACGGAAGCUGCAGCGGCGCAUGUUUCGACGUCAAAGACUACGGGAGAAGGAAAAUAGGCUGCUGGAAAAAAUAAAAGCCAAAACCGAAAAAUUAUUGCCAUCGCCACCAUCAUUGCCAUCACAGAAUAUGCUGCAAACAGUUGAUGUAGCUGCUGGUGAUCUGAAAAACUCGACCAACUCAUCAGACUCUUCGUCAAAAUCACAGCUAUCAUCGUGGGAACAGCAGAAACGUAAAAUGAUUGAAAAAAUCAGGAAAAAACAAGUUAAACUCGAUGCGAGAAUUGCAGCAGCUAAAAGGGCUAUAGAAAUUGUAAAAUUAAGGGAAAUUCGAAAAGACGGAGCCAAAAACAAAACUAAUAGUUUAAUUGAUAGUAUCAAUUUAAAUAUAAAUUCACAAAUACACUUAACACAUUCUGACGGGAGUAUAUCAAAUGCAUCUUUACCUCAAUCUGAUAAUGUGAAUAUUUUAACUGAAGCAUCAUCCACAUCUCCAAAUCCAGUGCCUCAAAGUACCAACGAAACAACGUCAACCCCACUUGUCAACCAUUCCAAUGCAAGGUUAGGCUUAGAAAGUCCAUUGCACCAAACACAUUCAAUUGCUAAUAUCGGUGACCCCCUGGUGCCUGGCAUGGAGUUAGGUCCAGGAGAAAGCAUACCUCUUGGUAUACCAAUGAACUUUGUUCCAGUUGAUCUCAACCCAUUCCUGUCAAAUGUUGUUGCAAAACCUGGUGCAAGCGAUACCAAAGAUCGGAGAAAUAGUUUGCAAACAGAAGAUGAGACACUUGCUAGAUUCUGGCCUCCAAGGUUGGCUAUUACAAGUGAUGCCAAUAAGGGACAGCCCCUCUUAGAGAUUGAAAAUGAGACCCCAAUCGCUGGACAUAGAAGUGGUAUUCCCCUCGGGUCAUCUAGAAGAGUUGGAAUUAAAGACAUCAACCAUUUCGGAGAACCUCUCGGUUUUUCAAAAUCAGAUUCCCCUCCUCCCAUAAAACGUACAGAAUUUAUUAAUUCUAUACUUGGCGGAUUAAGACAGCAUAUUCAGUUUCAUCGAACUCAUCAAAAGCAUGGGUCUAGUGAACCUCUAAAUAUUGACCAUCUCGGUGCACCACUACAGCCAUCGAUUGGCCAUUCUGGUGAACCACUAGAGCCAACAAUAGGUCAUCCCGGUGAUCCACUUCAGUCAUCAUUUGGCCAUACCGGUAAACCAGUUCCAACAUCGAUCGGUCAUCCUGGUGAACCACUUCAGCCAUUAGUUGGUGAUUCCGGUGAACCAUUUCAGCCAUCAAUCGGUAAUCCUGGUGAACCACUUCCGCCAUCAAUCGGUCAUCCUGGUGAACCACUUCCGCCAUUGAUUGGCAAUCCCGGUGAACCUUUACGGCCAUCGAUUGGGCAUCCCGGCGAACCAUUACGGCCAUCGAUUGGGCAUCCCGGUGAACCAUUACGGCCAUCGAUUGGGCAUCCCGGUGAACCAAUACGGCCAUCGAUCGGUCAUCUUGGUGAACCACUUCAGCCAUUAAUUAGUGGUUCCGGUGAACCAUUACAGCAAUCAAUUAGCCAUCCCGGUGAACCAUUACAGCCAUCGAUUGGCCAUCCCGGUGAACCUUUACGGCCAUCGAUUGGGCAUCACGGCGAACCAUUACGGCCAUCGAUUGGGCAUCCCGGUGAACCAAUACGGCCAUCGAUUGGGCAUCCCGGUGAACCAACACGGCCAUCGAUCGGUCAUCUUGGUGAACCACUUCAGCCAUUAAUAAGUAAUUCCGGUGAACCAUUACAGCAAUCAAUUGGCCAUCCCGGUGAACCAUUACAGCCAUCGAUUGGCCAUCCCGGUGAACCACUAUGGCCAUUGAUUGGUAAUCCCGGCGAACCAUUACAGCCAUCGAUUGGCCAUCCCAGUGAACCACUAUCACCGUCAAUAGGCCAUAUCGGUGGACAACUACCACUAUUAGUGAAUAAUAUUUCUGCAAGAGAAACAUUUGGGAACCAACCUGUCACAGACACGUCAGAGCCAUCUAGUAAUAGCUUAAACGAGGGUGUUCCCUUACAGCCAUCAUUGGGCCAACCUCUUGGCGAAUCGAAUCAAGGAGAACCAAUCGGUUUAGGUCCCAUCGGUGGAUCGGAACCUGGGGAUGAAUGGGCAGAUAUUUCACUUGGUGCCAGACAACCUGUCACCCAAUUCCAGGAUGUAGAUUUAAGUACUUUUUUUGCCUCUGAUGAACCGACUAGUUCGUCUUCUCCGGGUCAAAGACAAGGUGGAAUACAAACACUUAGCGGUGGGUUGAUACCAAGAAUAGAACGUCCACCGGAAUCAACGAGUUCUGUUUCUGGCGAGCAGAUAAGGACGCAAAGCCUUCAGUUGUCUCAAAUAUUCUCUGAUUUAUCCUCAAAUUUGAGACGACCAUGAAAAACUAGCCUUUUGUGCUUACUUUUGAAAUGUUAUAUUUAUAUUUAUUAUGAUUGUUUGAUUAAUUAUUUAAUGCGGAUAAUAAAUGCAAACAUAUUGA